This is a messenger RNA of Phyllopteryx taeniolatus (common seadragon), 5126 nucleotides long. It is a transcript of the gene pola1, whose product is annotated as polymerase (DNA directed), alpha 1. Lineage: Eukaryota; Metazoa; Chordata; Actinopteri; Syngnathiformes; Syngnathidae. Gene Ontology annotation, cellular component: alpha DNA polymerase:primase complex. The transcript has 37 exons. The coding region runs from base 76 to 4488 and encodes 1470 amino acids. Gene Ontology annotation, biological process: lagging strand elongation; leading strand elongation; mitotic DNA replication initiation. The record is from RefSeq and is a predicted model, not a curated record. Gene Ontology annotation, molecular function: DNA-directed DNA polymerase activity; DNA replication origin binding; single-stranded DNA binding.
UUUCACCGAGGGGGGAAAAGAUUUGGCGCGGACUUUUCUGUUAUUGUGUUGACCUGGUGGCGCUGGGCAAGCGUCAUGGCUCCCGUCUCAAACCCCGACAAAGACAUGGACACACAGGACGGAGACGAUGGAGGUGAUGCCUGUGGUCUGGCCAAGUCUCGCUCCAGACGGGAGAAGAGGGAGAAGGUUGGGAGGAAGUCUGCUCUGGAGCAACUGAGAAAGGCCAAGCGAGGGGAGAAGAUCAAAUAUGAGGUGGAGGAGUUUAGCAGCGUGUAUGAGGAGGUGGAUGAGGCACAGUACUCCAAGAUAGUCCAGGACAGACAAGAGGAUGACUGGAUUGUUGAUGAUGAUGGAGUAGGCUACGUGGAGGACGGUAGAGAGAUCUUUGAUGAUGAUUUGGUUGAUGACGUAGUGGAAAAGAAACAAGGAAAUGCUAGCAGCAAAGGCGCCACCUCAAAGAAACAAAUGAAAAAAGCAACGGUGGCAAAGCCCAACAGCAUUAAGAGCCUCUUCAUGAACAGCAAUGUCAAGAAGCCAGCGGAGAAAGAUGUGGACUUGUCCAAGGAUGAUUUGUUGGACGACAUCUUACAAGACCUGCACUCAGAGAAAAGCACCAUCCUGUUUCCUCCGCCUGUCACACUGAAGAAAAAGAAAUCCCUUGGAUCGCCAAGGAAUCCGUUCUCUAUCAAACCUCAGGUGUCCAAAGAGCCCACUCCAGCUAAGGCGAAAGUGAUCCGACCACCACCACUUGACACCCAGAGGCCAUCAGUCACUCAGUCUCCUCCCUCAAAAAGGGCUCCAGCAGUGGAGAAAGAAACAGAAACAAAAACAGCCAAGAAGGAAGAGGAAGGUGAUAAAGCUGAAGAUCUGGCGUUUGACACCAUGGACUUUGAUGAGCCAAUGGAGGUCGGACUUGAGGAACCUCCAGAGCCUGCAGUCACAGAAGAGGCCCCGUCUGAAUGUAAAGCAGCCCUUGCGGCUCCAGUCAAAGAUGAGCCUCAGGACACUUUCCGCCUCAUGUCAGGAGGCUCGUGGGGGCUGGAGGAUGACAACGGUGCAGUCAGCGAGGCUCCUGCGGAGGUGCAAGUGGACUCCAGCAAGCUGCCACUGGUAGCGGGUCCAGAUGGCGAGAAUGUUUUCAGAUUCUAUUGGCUGGAUGCUUUUGAAGACCCUUACAAUCAAGCAGGCGUGGUCUAUCUGUUUGGAAAGGUGUGGAUCGAGUCGGCCCAGUUUUAUACAAGCUGCUGCGUCUCCAUCAGGAACAUCGAGCGCACUAUGUAUAUCCUGCCACGUGAAUAUAAAGUAAACCCCAGGACGGAGGAGGUGUCUGAUACACCCGUUGAAAUAAUGGACGUCUACCAGGAGUUCAGUGAGCUUUCUGACAAGUUUAAGAUCAUGAAGUUCAAGUCCAAGAAAGUGGAGAAGAACUAUGCCUUUGAAAUUCCUGAUGUGCCCAUGCAAAGCGAAUACCUGGAAGUCCGCUAUUCAGCUGACUUCCCUGCUCUGCCGCCUGAUCUCAAGGGGGCAACAUUUUCCCACAUUUUUGGAACCAACACUUCCAGCUUGGAACAUUUCCUCCUCAGUAGGAAGAUUAAAGGGCCAUGCUGGUUGGACAUCAAGACACCACAGCUUCUCAGUCAGGCGGUGAGCUGGUGCAAAGUAGAGGCUCUGGCCCCGAGGAGUGACCUGGUCACCGUGGUCAAAGACUUGGCGCCGCCGCCCGUCACAGUCAUGUCUAUCAGCCUCAAGACUGUCCAGAACCCCAAGACCCAUCACAAUGAGAUAGUGUCUCUGGCAGCACUUGUCCACCAUAGUUUCCAUAUGGACAAAGCUCCACCUCAACCGCCCUAUCAAACUCAUUUUUGUGUGGUGACCCAACCUACCGACUGUAUGUUCCCAUAUGAUUUCAAUGAUGCAGUAAGAAAGAAGAAUGCUAAAGUGGAGAUAGCCACUAAAGAGAGAACUCUACUUGGCUUCUUCCUUGCCAAGCUUCACAAAAUUGAUCCUGAUGUUCUUGUGGGUCACGACAUUUUUGGCUUUGACCUCGAAGUGCUACUGCAGCGAAUCACUUACCUCAAAGUUCCGCACUGGUCCAAGAUCGGACGCCUCAGGAGGGCCAACAUGCCAAAACUAGGGGGCCGCAGCACCUUUGCAGAGAAGAGCGCCACCUGUGGCCGCCUUGUGUGCGACACAGAGAUUUCUGCCAAGGAGCUGAUUCGCUGCAAGAGUUACCAUCUGACUGAGUUGGUUGUGCAGGUGCUGAAGACUGAGCGAGCCAACAUCCCAGAAGAGAGCAUAAGAAAUUUUUACAGUGAUUCUCCUCAUCUGCUCUACCUGUUGGAGCUGACAUGGACCGACGCCAAGCUGAUCCUCCAAAUGAUGUGUGAGCUCAACGUGCUGCCGCUGGCGCUACAGAUCACCAACAUUGCCGGCAACAUCAUGUCACGUACUCUAAUGGGCGGUCGGUCUGAAAGAAACGAGUUCCUGUUGCUUCACGCCUUCCACGACAAGAACUACAUCGUCCCAGACAAACCGUCCUUUAAGAAAAUGCAGAUGGACAUGCAUGAAGGAGAAGACGACGUUGAGACUGGGAAAGGGAAGCGUAAGAAGAAGGCCGCCUAUGCCGGAGGGCUGGUGCUUGAUCCUAAAGUUGGUUUCUACGACAAGUUUGUGCUGCUGCUCGACUUCAACAGCCUGUAUCCGUCCAUCAUACAAGAGUUUAACAUCUGCUUCACCACCGUGCAGCGGGAGGCUUCCCGAAAGCAAAAGAUAAGUCAGGAGGAUAAGCCAGAAGAGAUCCCUGAGAUUCCAGAUUGUGACCUGGAAAUGGGAAUCUUGCCCAAGGAGAUCAGAAAGCUGGUGGAACGGCGCAAACAGGUUAAACAGCUAAUGAAACAACACGACAUCAACCCGGACCUUUACCUGCAGUAUGACAUCCGCCAGAAGGCAUUGAAGCUAACUGCUAACAGCAUGUACGGCUGCUUGGGAUUUAGUUACAGUCGCUUCUAUGCCAAACCACUGGCUGCCCUGGUCACACACAAGGGCAGGGAGAUUCUGAUGCACACCAAAGACAUGGUUCAAAAGAUGAACCUGGAGGUCAUCUAUGGAGACACUGACUCCAUUAUGAUAUACACCAACAGCCAGUCGUUGGAAGAAGUCUUCAAGCUGGGCAACAAGGUGAAAGCAGAAGUGAACAAGCUGUACAAACUGCUAGAGAUUGACAUUGAUGGAGUGUUUAAGUCACUUCUGCUGCUGAAGAAGAAGAAAUAUGCAGCUCUGGUGGUGGAGCAGCAUGGCGAUGGGCGCUACAGCGUCAAGCAGGAAGUUAAAGGCCUGGACAUAGUUCGGCGAGAUUGGUGUGAUCUGGCCAAGGAAUGUGGCAACUAUGUUAUUGGUCAGAUCCUGUCAGACCAGAGUCGUGACAUCAUUGUGGAGAACAUUCAGAAACACCUCGUGGAAGUGGGGGAGAAGGUAGCGUGUGGGGCGAUACCUUUACAACAGUAUGAGAUAAACAAGGCACUGACCAAAGAUCCUCAGGACUACCCAGAUAAGAAGAGUCUACCCCAUGUCCACGUCGCUCUGUGGAUUAACUCCCAGGGAGGACGCAGGGUCAAAGCUGGCAACACAGUCGCUUAUAUCAUCUGCAAGGAUGGCUCCACAUUGGCAGCCAGUCAAAGAGCGUACGCUUUAGAGCAACUCCAGAAGCAAGAUGGUCUCAGUCUGGACACACAGUACUAUCUGGCCCAACAGAUCUACCCCGUGGUGUCCCGCAUCUGCGAACCCAUUGAGGGCAUCGAUGGCGUGCUCAUAGCCACGUGGCUGGGUCUGGACCCCAGUCAGUUCCGGUCUCAUCAGCAACACCAGAGAGAGGAGGAGGGCGAUAGCACUCUGGGAGGACCGAUCCAACUGACCGAUGAGGAGCGCUACAAAGACUGUGAGAGAUUCACUUUCACCUGCCCUCAGUGUGGGAAGGAGAACAUUUAUGAGAGCGUAUUUGAAGGAGCUGGGUCAAAGUUGGAACCCAGCUUUUUGCGAUGCAGUCACGUGCCUUGUGGCGGCCGCCCCCUCGACUACGCUUUCAACAUCAGCAACAAACUGCUUCUUGACAUCCGACGCCACAUCAAGAAAUACUACUCUGGCUGGUUGGUGUGUGAGGACCAGGCUUGUCAGAACAGGAUCAGGCGCUUGCCCAUUGCCUUCUCUCGCCACGGACCCAUCUGCCCAGCCUGCAGCAGAGCGACUCUCCGGCCCGAGUAUUCGGAGAAGGCCCUGUACAACCAGAUCUGCUUCUACAGGUUCAUCUUCGACUGGGAACAUGCAGUGGCCAAAGUAUUGCAGGGGGAAGAAAAAGCUCGCGCCGGCUGGUGGAACAAAGAAAAGGAGGUGUACCGGAAGCUGAAGGAAGUGCCAGAGAAAGCGCUCACCGCCAGUGGCUAUUCGGAAAUUAACCUAGCCAAACUCUUCCAAGCCUUCUCUUCCCUCAAGUAAAAAUGGGAUGUUGGGAUUAUCUUUCUUUGUCCAUCUAAUGGUUCUGGUAGACAUUUUAAAGCCCAAUCAAUCGCACCCCUCACGUAUUGACCCCCCCCCCCCCCCCCAUCAUCCAUAGAAACAGGCGAGUAAUCACAUCUGAAUGACAGUCUACAGACUAUCCCCGCUUGUGUGUGCGUGCAAAAAUGACUUACCUCCAGAGAAGCUCAGUAUAGUCCAAAAGCCUCUAAUUAAAUAAUGAUAGCGACCUCGGCCACUCGUAGUACUGGAUCCCUGAAACCAAUGAACACUUGUUCUGAUUACCUCCAUUCAUCCUCCACGUGUGUGUACAUGUCAGGAUGACAAAGGAUGCAGGAGUUGACUUGUGUGAGGGGAGGCCACAUAUGUAGCCGUCCCCUCACUCUUUUGUCUCGCUAUCGAACCGCAAUUCGUCUUCUGCGCUGCCUCUGUUUAACUGUUUUCAUCCCUUUUCACUUUUCUUCCUCACUCCGCCCCAACUUGUCAGAUUGUCACUUCACAUUGUGUUUUUAACGCUCGUCAUUUUCUCUUAGUAUUGUAAUUACUAGAGCCGUUUGUGUUGUCGUUUUUGUAUACUCUGAUAAUCUGUUUGAUACUGAAAUAAUAAAAAGAUAAGUAAA